This is a messenger RNA of Portunus trituberculatus (swimming crab), 2534 nucleotides long. RefSeq names its product gamma-secretase subunit Aph-1-like (gene aph-1). Gene Ontology annotation, cellular component: gamma-secretase complex; membrane; endoplasmic reticulum. Gene Ontology annotation, biological process: Notch signaling pathway; Notch receptor processing; positive regulation of catalytic activity. The record is from RefSeq and is a predicted model, not a curated record. The transcript has 7 exons. The coding region runs from base 124 to 948 and encodes 274 amino acids. Gene Ontology annotation, molecular function: protein-macromolecule adaptor activity. NCBI's taxonomy places the organism in Eukaryota, Metazoa, Arthropoda, Malacostraca, Decapoda, Portunidae.
CGAGUGGCUUCAUCUGUCAACAAGAGGCUGGGGAGUGAGUCAGUCCGUAGUGCCCUCAGUUUCUCUAACUAAAGUUUGAUAAGUUUUGACCAGUGGAGGGCUCGCGUGUCCCUGCCAGCCAGCAUGACGGUGGCUGAGUUCUUCGGGUGUGGCCUGAUCGCCUUUGGUCCUCCAGCAUCUAUGUUCGCCCUCACCAUAGCACACGAUCCCAUCAGGACCAUCAUGCUGGUGGCCAGUGCAUUUUUCUGGCUGUUGGCAUUGCUCUUCUCCUCCAUCCUGUACUGUGCCGUUGUACAGCUGCAGGACACGUUAGCAUUCGGAUUGGUGUUUUCUGUGUUAUUUCAAGAACUGUUCAGGUUCCUGUGGUUCUUGCUGAUCCAGAAGGCUGAGGGAGGACUGAAGAAAGUCAGCGAUGGAAAUGUCCAAAUUGUUGAGAACAAGCACAUCUUAGCAUAUGUGUCGGGCCUCGGGUUUGGCAUCAUCUCCGGCGCGUUCUCCUUGGUCAACGUCCUGGCUGACAUGACUGGCCCUGGCACCAUUGGCCUCUUCCAUGACCCCCAGAACUUCUUUGUUGCCUCAGCUAUGACCAGUUUGGCUUUCAUCCUGCUGCACGUGUUUUGGGGCAUUCUCUUCUUCAAUGCCAUUCAUCGGCGUGUCUACCUACAGCUGGCAUAUGUGAUCCUCUGUCAUCUCCUUGCAUCCUGCAUUACACUCUUGAACCCCAGGUACUCUAUCACACUGCCAACCAUAUGGAUUCUUACUGGGCUGUCGGGGGUGUUUGCCUUUAUUGUGGCUGGUGGCUCUCACAGGACCAUCCGGGCUGCUGUUAAGGGUACCACCACCACCACCUCCUCCACCAGAGUCCUUCAAGUCAACGUUAAUGAAGGAGCAGACAAUUCCUCUAGUGCAGGUCACUCCUCUCUGCUGAGCAUUCAUGAAGAACGGUGAUGCUGCUUCUGAUGUUGAGGUAUUGGCUGAAUAAAGCAAGAUACAGCAUUAUGACCAUCACCUGUAAGAACAAUCAUUUAGUGCCCAGGUGAAGAGGUUGUCCCAAGCGGGUGACAUUAACCUUAACGUGCCAUGCUGUCCUUAACAGACUCUCUGCUUUGGAGCAAUGUUGGUAAGAAAGCAUCUGAGAAAGAUGAUAGUUAUGAUGUCAGGAUAUGACAAUAGAAAAUGUGAUCUUGGAUAAUUUAUUCUUCUUCAGAUUAAUAAUUGUGAGGUAGUGGGAUAGCUGCUGCUCUUCAGUCUUUAUAAAGUAACUACACCUCUGUGGUGGAGGACUCAUUAUAUAGAAGGUGUCUUGAGAGGAAAGUCACACAUUAUCAGACAUGAAUGUGCUAAGAAUUGAUGAAAGGAAGAGGAGAGAGUAGCAAUGAUGUGUGUUGGUAUCAUGAGGAUGUAACUUCAUUACUUAUCAAGGUUUAUCAACAUAUAAUGUAAUUAGAAAGCGCUUUGUUGUAGGAAGUAAUAGCUAAAACAUUAUUAACGUUAUAUGGCAACGUUGACCAACUGGACAUUGCAGGAUGGUCCAUGUGCAGCCAUUUGCUACUGAUGCAUGUCUUUAUUUUUAUAUCCUGGAACUUGAAAACCAUGGCAUUAAAAACAUUUUAUGACUGAAUGAUUUACUCUUUAAUUUCUGAGAAUACAUUCCUUUCCUCCCAGAACAUCCUGUAUAUGUAUGAUAAUUUAAAAGUAAAGAUUGAGUGUGAUUUUGUGUAGUGAUUCGGUUCUGCAUAAUACUAUGUAUUUUUCUGUUAAGACCCACACAUUUAUUGUAGUGAGAUUAAGGCCUGGAUAUUCAUGGUUGUUGAACUCAUUAAAAUUGUUAAAUUAUUUAAAAGAGUACCAGCAUCUAGUUUAAGAUCUUUAUUCAUUUAUUGCAAAUUAAUAUAAACCUGGCUAUGAAUUGAAAGAGGCUGGGGUGAUUUAUAAUGGUCUGAUAGUGGCUGGGAUGGAUUGGAAUGAUAUGAGAGCCUAUAUGUUUUGCAAUACAAGAUAGUGAUAAGACUUGAUAAGACUUAUUAGGGACUUCAGGCUAAUCAUAGAUUAGUUUACAGUGUUGUAUGGAAACUUUUCUGUGUAGAAAGUGAUAUGUGCCAGUGGUACUAAAGUAAUUACACUCCAGCCAUUUGAUUCUAUAAUGAACAUUUUAUAUGCAUGUAUUAUGCAUAGAAUCAGUCAUAAUGGUGGAUGUGAUAGGUAAUUGUUGGUGCACCAGAAGACACUAUUAACUAAAGACUUUCUAUCUGGAGUUGACUGACUGGAAAUGUGAGGGUGUGUACUUUUGGAUUUCUUCAAACAUGAUUUAAAUUUCCCAUAUGCUGUAAUUACAUACUUUUAGAUAACUGUAUUUCAGUACCUCACUAUCAAAUGAAUUUUGUUCUUAAAUUAGAUAUAGUGAAUUAUGACAAAGAAGUACAAUACUUAACUUUGUUUAUUUUUAAAGUGCAUAUUGAAAUUCUUAUUAAACUUGCUGUAUUUCAAAUGAUUGCUAUUUUUGCUACAUCAUUAUAAUAAAGCUGUAGCUAAGA